ACUGUAUUUAAGCAUAGGUAUUAAGCAGAGCUUUUACUUAUCUCAUUAUAAUAAUAAAUAAUACCAGAUAAUAAUAUAUAUGUUUUCUAUCAAUUAUGAUUUUAGAUAUCUAUUUAUUUAAAGGUAAAAGAUAUGAUUUAAUAUUUCUUUCCAGUAGUUCAUUAAAUUUAUGUGUAGUUCAAUAAAUCAGUACAAUGGCUACCGUGUUAAAUUUAAGUAAUAUUCCUUUUAAAGCUAUAAAUCGCCAUUUAAAAACAGUAGUUUACCAAAAACAAUGCAUAUUUAAAGUUUAUGGACAAAAUACAAAAAAUGUAUACCUUAGCCAAUUUUAUUAUACCAAAGAGUAUUCUACAAAGACUGAGAAAAAAUCAAACAGUAGCAAAGGUAGUGGUGGCAUUUUAGCAGGCAUUUUAAGUAAAAUACCUAGUAGUGCUCCCAAAGCACAACCUAUUCGAGGAUGUUUUCAUCCAGGGGCCUCCACUCUGACCAGAGAAACUAUAUCCUUGCAAAAACAGACUCCUAUCACUGGUCGGCAAAUGGUAGGAGCUAUGUUACAAUAUAUAUGGCCAGAAAAUGAUAAAUCCAUAAGAGACAGGGUAAAAUUGGCAGUGUCUUUACUUAUUGGAGCCAAGGUCAUGAAUGUGUGUGUCCCAUUUAUUUUUAAAUAUUCUGUGGAUUAUUUAAAUGUUGGAAAUGCCUUAAAUAUGGAAACUGCUCCACAAACGGUAGCCACUGUAGCAACUAGUUUAUUAUUAGGAUAUGGUAUUGCAAGAGCUGGAGCUGCAGGUUUUAACGAAUUAAGGAAUGCUGUUUUUGCUAAAGUUGCUCAGCAUUCUAUUAGGAAAAUUGCGAAAAAUGUGUUCAUUCACUUACAUAAUCUAGACCUAACAUUUCACUUACAAAGACAAACAGGUGCCCUUUCCAAAACAAUCGAUAGAGGUUCAAGAGGAAUAAAUUUUGUAUUGUCAGCUAUGGUUUUCAACGUAGUUCCAACAAUGUUUGAAUUGGCCUUGGUUUCAUCUAUUCUUGGAAUUAAAUGUGGUGCUAUGUUUGCAGGAAUUUCUUUGGGAUGCGUUGGUGUGUAUGCUAUGUACACAUUGUCAGUGACGCAGUGGAGGACAAAGUUCAGGGUUUACAUGAAUAAAGCUGAAAAUGAAGCUGGAAAUAAAGCCAUAGAUUCUUUAAUCAAUUAUGAAACUGUUAAGUAUUUCAACAAUGAAAAGUAUGAAGCUGAACGAUACGAUUCUGCAUUACAAAAAUAUGAAUCUGCCAGUUUGAAGACAGCUUCUAGUUUAGCACUGUUAAAUUUUGGACAAAAUGCCAUCUUCAGCGCCGCUCUUAGUGGGAUUAUGAUUUUAGCAGCUAAUGAAAUUGUUAAAGGGAACAUGACAGUUGGAGAUUUAGUGAUGGUAAAUGGACUGCUGUUUCAAUUAUCAAUUCCUUUAGGAUUUCUGGGAAGUGUAUAUAGAGAAGUGAGACAGGCACUAAUAGAUAUGCAAACUAUGUUCACUCUGAUGACAAUGGAUAGUGCCGUAAAGAGUAAACCUGAAGCCCCAUACCUUCAUGUCGAUUCAAAAUCUUCACCGAUAAAAUUCGAAAACGUGUCUUUUGAGUAUGGACCCGGAAAAACAAUUUUCAAAGAUUUAAAUUUAACAAUAGAACCUGGCAAGAAAGUAGCUAUUGUAGGUGGAUCCGGAUCAGGAAAAUCGACUCUUGUUAGACUGCUGUAUAGAUUUUAUGAACCAUCGAAAGGGCGAAUCCUCAUAGGAAAUCAAGAUAUAAGAGAUGUAGACCUGGACAGUUUGCGCCGUGCAAUCGCCAUUGUGCCUCAAGAUAGCGUUUUAUUCCAUGAUACAAUUAGGCAUAACCUCCAUUACGGUGAUCUUCAAGCUACAGAAGAAGAAAUAAUGAACGCUGCAAAACUCGCAGAAAUUCACAGUUCCAUUGUGACCUGGCCCCAAGGAUACAACACGCAAGUAGGUGAAAGAGGAUUGAAGUUAAGUGGCGGCGAGAAGCAGAGAGUAGCUAUAGCAAGAGCAAUUUUGAAAAACUCCCCUAUUCUGGUGUUUGACGAAGCCACUAGUUCUUUAGACUCCAUAACUGAGCAUAAUAUACUAAUGGCACUGAGAAAUGCAACUAAGGGACGUACCAGUAUCUGCAUAGCUCACCGCCUUAGCACCAUCAUGGACGCAGACGAAAUCAUAGUACUGGAAAAUGGUCAAGUCGCUGACAGAGGAACACACAAGUCACUACUGGAAAGUCAUUCCGGACUAUAUUGGAAAUUGUGGGAAACGCAAAAUCAAUCGCACACUGAACCAGAAAAGAAAAAAUCAGCAGUAUGACGAAAGAAAUUUAUUUUCUUUUAGUAGGGUAUAUAUAUAAUUUAAGAGUUGUCAAUCCAAACUCUUACAAUUUAAGUAAAACAUGUUUGACAUAAAAACACGUGAUGUGAAAUCGGAGGAAACGUCACGUAUGUCUCGUUUUUUACGCAGGUUCACGUAUCUGAUGUUGGUGCCUGUCGGACUGCACAUAAUAUAUAAGACAUCAAACGUCAUUUUGUUUCAUAGUAUAAAAAUUUUGAAAUUACACCCGUUUCAAUAGAUAAAUAUAUAUAAGUUCAAAUUUAGGUCAUAUAAAUUCAUAAAACGAAUUCUCUGAGAAUAACGUGAUCCAAAUUUAUUAAAUGAAAAAUGAAACUCGUUAUUAAAUCUGAUCUUGGCUAUGCAAUUAGCAAUUAAUAUUUGAUUUUAAAUUGUGUUAAAUGUGUUGCAGUUGUUUUAGAGAAAAUAAUAAUAAAUUAUGGGGUGUAUAAAAUUUCGCACCAAACAUAUUUUGAAUGUUAACAACGAUAAUAAUAUAAUGACUGUUAAUAACAAAUAAAAUAUAUUUUUUCCAUAAAAAUAUGUUUAUUGUAAAUAUGUUGUAUAUAUAAUAAAUACAUGUUAUUACUCGUUUUAA
Molecule: messenger RNA, 2958 nt
Organism: Diabrotica virgifera virgifera (western corn rootworm)
Lineage: Eukaryota; Metazoa; Arthropoda; Insecta; Coleoptera; Chrysomelidae
Gene: ABCB7
Product: iron-sulfur clusters transporter ABCB7, mitochondrial
Exons: 11
Coding region: 195-2342 (715 amino acids)
Biological process (GO): transmembrane transport; intracellular iron ion homeostasis
Cellular component (GO): mitochondrial inner membrane
Molecular function (GO): ABC-type transporter activity; ATP binding; ATP hydrolysis activity
Source: RefSeq, a predicted model, not a curated record